UACUAGUGAUGCUCUCAUGCUGCUUACGGACGUGUUGACGUGGCCGACAAAUCGCCAUUUUGAGGAAGGGAACGCCUUGAAAUCCGUUCAAACAGGGGAAACAAGCAAAUAAUUUCAGAGGAGCAAGUCCAUCCUUCAACCUGAACCAUGGGUAACCUGUUUGCUAACUUGUUCAAAGUUUUUGGCAAAAAGGAGAUGCGAAUUCUCAUGGUUGGUCUUGAUGCUGCUGGCAAAACUACUAUUUUGUACAAGCUCAAACUUGGUGAAAUUGUUACCACUAUUCCAACUAUUGGCUUCAAUGUAGAAACUGUGGAAUACAAGAACAUAAGUUUCACAGUUUGGGAUGUGGGUGGUCAAGAUAAAAUUCGACCGUUGUGGCGCCAUUACUUCCAGAACACACAGGGUCUCAUCUUCGUUGUGGACAGUAAUGAUAGAGAGCGUGUCAACGAGGCCCGUGAGGAACUCAUGAGAAUGUUAGCUGAGGAUGAGCUCAGAGAAGCAGUUUUACUAGUAUUUGCCAACAAACAGGACCUCCCAAAUGCCAUGAACGCUGCAGAGAUCACAGAUAAACUGGGACUGCACUCCUUGCGCCACAGAAACUGGUACAUCCAGGCCACUUGUGCCACCAGCGGUGACGGCCUGUACGAAGGACUAGAUUGGCUUUCCAAUCAGCUGCGGAACCAGAAAUGAUGACCGCAUGUCCCAUCUCUCCGUUGCUCUGUCUCCUCUCCAUCGCUUUUACUCCUCGUGUUGAAAAUCAAGCUACUUUGGGGUUGAAAAACUAAGGGUGGCGGACGCCGCCCUCAUCUCAUGUCUGGUCACAGCAAUAUUUUACUAGUGGGAGGAUAAACGAGUUGUAGCCAUCAGGUCUGUUAUUUAAUGUAAAUAGUCUUGUUUUGGUAUGGGGCUGCCUGAUGCACUCUUAUGCAAUAUGUAACGUACUCAAUAUUUCCUUACGUUGUUAUUUAAUAACCCUUUAACAGGCGUUUGAUGGAACAUGUUUAGGGAGUGAAAAAGGGAGAACAGAAGCAACCUCUAAAGGAAUCAGUCUUCUUAAGCACUCCUGUCUCAGUUAGUUGAUGCCUUUAUGGAUAAAAUCUCCUCCAACACUCGUGUAAAAUUGCACAUGUACUGAAAGGGGGAGCAGUUCUAAUCAUUAAAACUAAAUGCCAGAUGCCAGUGGAUACUGUACAGAUACACUACCUGCUACCUUUCCUCUCCUUCAAUUAAUGACUAUCAUAUACAUUUAAUUAAUUAUGAAACAGCUGUUGAUGCCAUAGUUACACUGUAUCCUAUUGAAAGCCAAUGGUCUGUUAAUGACCCCGCUUCAAACAGGACUUCUAGUCGCAACCUAUCAGUUGUUGAGCUUUAUCUGUCAUUGGAUGCUAUUGAAAGGUGUUUUGGAGUGAUCUAUGCAUUUUACGUGUGGGCUGUCAAGGUUGGGUGUGAUGGCCUUUGCUUUCACCUGCUUUCGUGUAGGAGAACAUCAUUGUGUCUCAGGUUAAUCAUGUUCUGCCUUGUUAACGAACCUGAAUGAGCAAAACUGCAUGGGAGUGAUGGAACGAGUGAGGCUCCGAUUGUUUACAUUUUUGGCCUACUCAGUGCACAUCACCCUUGAUAACUGGUGCCUAAGGCUUAUGGGGGCCCUGUAAGAUUUGUUGGUAAACACGUCACUAUCAUUGAGCAUUGCAAUGAAAUAACUUAUCAUAGAUGUUGUUCAGUGUGAGCUGAGUUCUCCAGGCCUCCAUGGCUCUCCUCAUGCCUUUUCUCAUGUCAAAAUCAGCACAUGGCCCUCCAUUGAAUGUGGCAUGUUUAUAGCAAUAUGAAAUCUAUCGGAUUUAUUCUACAAAUACAGUGCUAGGGUGUACUUGUUAAGCUACUGGCUAUGGUCUCCAAGUCAACUGUUAAAGUGUACUGUUUGAUAGCUUUAGAUACCUAUUGAAUGAAUCACCACCUUACUAUACAAGAUCGUGUGAUACAGAAAACUUGAAGCAACAAAUCUAUUUGUGUUAUUUUGGUUUGCUUUAAAGUGCUUGACUUGGAGUUCAAAACUGUGUUAAUCUUGUAGAUUGAUUAUUAGUGUGAUUCCUUAACAUGAAUGUUUGUUUUAUUUUUUACAUGUCAAUUUUUCUCAGCUUUGAUUUUGACAGAAAAGCACUGUAAUUAAAGCAGUUAGAACAA
This is a messenger RNA of Sardina pilchardus (European sardine), 2181 nucleotides long. RefSeq names its product ADP-ribosylation factor 1 (gene arf1). Bases 148 to 690 code for a protein of 180 amino acids. Gene Ontology annotation, cellular component: plasma membrane; cytoplasm. Gene Ontology annotation, molecular function: GTP binding; GTPase activity. The transcript has 5 exons. Gene Ontology annotation, biological process: intracellular protein transport; vesicle-mediated transport. Lineage: Eukaryota; Metazoa; Chordata; Actinopteri; Clupeiformes; Clupeidae. The record is from RefSeq and is a predicted model, not a curated record.